AUGACACAGAGAAAAAGAUCAUCUCCUGAAGAUGACCUUAGUAACUCAUCAGAUUCAGAGCUUGAAUCACCUCAGUUAGAAAAUGACGAUGAUUUAAAGACACACUAUUACAUAACCCCCAAAACAAACAGCACCGACUCGUCAUUUGAAAAUGUUUACUGCAGAGUAACUAGUCAACCAAAGCAACCACAGAAAAAUACCACGCCAUUCUUGAGCUUGUUGGACGGAAAUGAGUCUAGUGAAAAUGUGCUGCGCAGAUUUGAGUUGUACAAUCAGGUAUGGGCAAAUCAAUCGGACAAAAUUCAGUCAAUUUUAAAUAAUGCCAACGAUGAACUAUUCAAGGAUUUGAUCCAAUUUGUAAAUCUAGAAAACUUACAACAACUAUCAGUUGGAUAUGUGCAAUUGACAACAAACACUGCCAAUAACUUGAGAAUCUUGCAGGAGUUUUAUCAAUACAUUCAGAGAAAGUCAGACUACGACUAUAAAUUAAUUACUCUUAAUUCCAAGCAUUUUACAUACAAUAUAAAGGCAACGUUGCGAGAAGUUGUCAAACAGUUUUAUGACACCUGCCAGAUAGUUGAGGAAAUGCACAGGCUAAACUAUGAUCUUGAUGCUAUUGAUGAUUGGUUCGAUGAAGAAAGAUUGUACAACUCGAGGUUAGUUUUGGUUUUAGAAGAUACCAAUUUGAUUAACAAUCAACUUUUAAAUCAAUUACUCAAAAUAUUGCUGUCAUAUGUUGGAAAAUGGCCUCUCAAAAUUGUUAUGGGACUAUCAUGUGAAACAGUCAGCUCAUGGAUAAAUGGUAACUUGACUAAUGAACUAAGAAUUGGGAUUGAAGGUCACAAGUUUAAAAGUAAUGACAAUAAGAGUUUGGGAUAUAUCAUUUUAAACAACUUAUUCUUGACACCAGAAUUGACACCAGAGAAUCCAUUGUUGAUUAAUAGUACAUUGAGUACAAUUAUUUUGAAUAGGUUUGAAAACUCAAAUAAUUCUAUCGAUGCCUUGAUUGCCGAGAUAAAAUUAUGUUAUAUGAUUUAUUUUUACCGACUGCCCUUGUCUAUUCUUAUUGCGGAAGAGAACCCUCAACCUCAAGAAUUGUAUGCAGAUGGAUUAAGGAAACUCUCUUCAUUUAAAAAGUACAUUGAAUUAAAGCUACACCAAGGUGACCGCAGUGUCAAGGAUUUGUUAAAUAAUGACAAGUCAGUGAUAAAACUAUUCAACGAAUCACGAAGUAAUUUCCGGAAAUUCAAAUUAGCUGUUAUGAAUGCCAUCAAUAUCAUUUACCAAUUACAUCCUAAUAAACCGAAACAGAAAUUUGAGCUUUAUAAAUUAUUAAUCAAUCAUAAAUUGCUAAAUUCAAAAUACUUGUACGAACUGGUGAAAAACUUGUCCAAACUAUCAGAUUCAGUUCUUGGGAAAGUGCUUAUUGGGUUGACAGACAAUUGCACGGAGAUACUUGAUGGAAUAAGUGACAACCAUUUAAUUCAACUAAUAAAAGGCUUAGGUGAAUUGUCAGAUUUGAGAGGCGUCAGCGAUAAACUUCAAAAUUAUUUUGAUAACAGUAUAUUAACUACACCUUUGGAAUACAUGGUAUUUCAUGAAGUGUUUUCCAUGGACGGAGGUCUAAUCCAAGAGAAAUUCACGAAGCCACCAUUGUUUGAAGAAAAUUACGAAAACUUGAUGAUCAACUUGUUGCGACCAAAUCUCAGAGCUACAAUAGAGCGUGGCUUGGAUAACUAUGAAACCUAUUUGGCCAAUCCGUUGAUUGAAAAUAGUGUAGAACAACCAUUGAUGCCACCAACAUUGACUCAUUUGUUUAAAUUGUACAAGGAAGCACCAACAACUAUCAAUUUAUACGACUUUUAUCAGGCGUUCAAGUCUACUUUAGAUGAAAAAGAACUCUCAUUGCAGUUGUCAACAAAUGAGGACUGGGAGAAAUUAACUUAUGCGUGGUUUGUCCAAAAUUGCCACGAGUUGAUGCUUAUGGGAAUUUUACAACAAAAACCAAAGGGUGAUUUUUUGGAAAAGGCAAUAUGGAAAGGUAUCUAA
This is a messenger RNA of Candida albicans SC5314, 2049 nucleotides long. It is a transcript of the gene ORC3, whose product is annotated as origin recognition complex subunit 3. Bases 1 to 2049 code for a protein of 682 amino acids. Gene Ontology annotation, cellular component: DNA replication preinitiation complex; nuclear origin of replication recognition complex; nuclear pre-replicative complex. Lineage: Eukaryota; Fungi; Ascomycota; Pichiomycetes; Serinales; Debaryomycetaceae. Gene Ontology annotation, biological process: DNA replication; DNA replication initiation. The transcript has a single exon. Gene Ontology annotation, molecular function: DNA replication origin binding. The record is from RefSeq and is a predicted model, not a curated record.